CGCAGCUUUGAGUAUCACUAGGAGAGGAGUGCAAGCAGGCAAAGACAUCCGCAGACAGAAGAGGUUCAUCUGUGUGACUCAUCCAGAACAUCGCAAAGCAAGAUUUUAGAAUAUUAUGGAAGAAAGCUGGUCCAGAGAUGGGCAGUCCUAAAGAGCUACAGAGAUUGCAGCUGUCUAAACCAGAUGCUGGCAGUGAGAACAUUUCCCUCCGUUCCCCCAUAUCAUCCAGAAUCUGGCAGGCAGAUGACCCUACACGCCAUUUAGGGUUCACUGGGGAGGAUCUUAGCAUGCGAAAUUUCUGUGUCAGCGUACAUGGAGAUGCUGAUUUCUUGGAGGGAAGUUUCAGCUUUGAUACUGAAGGAGAUAGCUUUCGAGCAUUGCAAAGGAUUGAUUCUGUGGAUGCUCUUAGUACUAUUCCCGUAAUGUUAGCUGAGGAAGAGAAUAAAUCAUUAAAGCAACAAGACAGUACAGAUCUUACCACAGCAGACAACACUGAACACAAGAGUCACUUAGAGAAAUGUCUAGAAGAAUGCACAUUCACUGCCACUGGAUUUAGUGAGUUAACAAACAGGGACUUUAAAUCCCCAAAUGAUGUCACAGAAUGUGGCAAAGUCAAACAGGAUCAGCCUCCCAGCCAAGACAUAACCCAUAGAGGAGGCUACUCAGAAACUACACAAUUGGACAGGGUAAACUUAAGAUGUUUUGUAAAAAUAGACCAUGAACCUGUGUUGCACAAAGAACAUUUAUAUGGAGCUGUUGAAUCCUCAAGUGACUUUAAAAAAGAGGAGUCAAGUACUGAAAUGGGAACAGCAAAAGACAAAGUGACCUCACAUACAUGUGGAACUGACAUUGUGCCCUCCCAAGUUCCUUCCUCAGUUGAAGAAAUUACAACAAUUAGGGUAACUCAAGAUUCCUCACUUAGUGUGACAUCAAAUAUAGAUUCAAGCUUGAAUACAAUGACUGGCCCCAUAGGUGACAACACACUAAGAGACAUUUUGCCAGAGACUUCCACAAAAGUUAAAGAAGACAAAAUGAUUCAUGGAAAACCAGCUCCUAAUCAGGAUGCCAACACUUUUGUUGAUGAAAGAAAAACUGAGACCAUGACAGAUGGGAAGACAGGAUGUGAGGAGGCUGCCAAUGGAGACUUUAAUGCAAAAACACACUCGUAUGAGCUAGUGCCAUCUAAUAAUGAUAGGAGUACACAAGCUGACAAAGUGGAGUAUAGAUCUAUUGCCAUAAGCCCUAUUGUUCCUCCAGAUGGCAGCUCAUCAUUCACUUUUCAAACUGGAAUGGCGACUAAAGGAACAUCAUCUGUUGCAAAUUCCUAUAAUGUUAGAACAGCUGGGAAAGAGUCUACUGGUAGAGAGGAGCAACCUAAAACCUCUUCAUUUGAGCCCAAUCCUCCCAAUCAAGAUGUUGGUACUGAAACAAGAGUGCAGUGCAGGUCUAUAGCAGUGAGCCCCAUUGUACCACCAGGUGGGUCAACAUCAUUUACAUUUCAAACUGAAAACCCACAGGCCACUAAAUCCGUACAGGGCUCUAGUGAUCAAUUGAUCAACAUUAGAGGUGCCCACAAUCUCCACAAACCCUACUCAACUGAACUGACUCCAUCCAUUAUGAAUGUUGGAACUGAAACAAAAGUAGAAUAUAAAUCUGUUGCAGUGAGUCCCAUUAUCCCACCAGAUGGAUCUUCAUUCACAUUUCAAACACAAAAAAGUUUCAACAUUACAGCAGGGGUGCAGCCAUCACAAGGUGGAGAUACAUUAUCAAAAACAUAUUCCUUUGAACUGACUCCUCCUAAUCAGGAUGUGGGGUCCCAGGCAGACACCAGAGCAGAGCGUGUUUCAAUUGCUGUUAGUCCAAUUAUCCCACCAGGACAAUUGUCCACAUUUAUCUUUCACACAGAGCAAAAGAAUGAAGAAAUGUUUGGCAGUGCAGGCAAGGCAGGAGAAAGUACCCCUAUACAGAACCAAACAGGCACACCACACAAACAAAACCAUAGUGUUGGCACUCAGGCUGACACCAAAGUGCAAUGUAUAUCAGUGGCGGUCAGUCCUUUUGUGCUCCCUGAUGGAUCUUCCUCAUUUCCUUUCCUCAUAGAGAAGACAGCUCAAAACCAGCCUGCAGACAACAAAACCGACAAGGAUGUUAAAAAUACAGAAAAUCUUCCAAAGACCUACUCAUUUGAGCUCACUCCUCCUGAGGAGGAUACUGGGACUGCUACUUGUGUGGAAUACAGAUCUGUAGCCCUUAGUCCUUUUGUUCCACCUGGUGAAUCUUCUUUUAGUUUCCUAAGUGAAAAACAAGAAGUAUCAUCUAAAAUGUAUGAACUAACAAAACCCAGUCAAGAGAUUGGGACUCAAGCUGACAACAAAGUUGACUGUGUAUCUGUUGCCGUCAGCCCAAUAGCUCUGCCACAGGGGUCUUCUACUUUUAAUUUCCAAACAGAACAGAAAUCCCAGGAAUCAAGUGCACUUCCAGCAGCUCAAUCACUGCAACUCAAACCUCAUAAUCUAAAGGAUGUUGGGACUCAGGUUGAGACUAAUGUACAGUGCACAUCAAUAGCUGUGAGUCCUUUUAUGCCCAUGGAAGGAUCGUGCUCGUUUACAUUUCAUACAGGGGCUGCAAACCAAGAUACACCAUGUCCAGCAUGCUCAUAUGUGAAGCCUGUCAUGAAGGAUGCAGGGAUGCAAGUGUCUUUUGUGGUUGAAACAAGGUCUGCUGCUACUGACCCAAUGACUCCUACUGGUAAAUCUUCUUGUGCCACUUAUCCUGAGGUCCGUGUGAAAGAACCCAAAGGAGAUCACCCAGAGCCAGUGAGAGAGGUUAGCUGGGAUGAAAAGGGCAUGACAUGGGAAGUAUAUGGAGCAUCCAUGGAAGUUGAAGUAUUGGGGAUGGCAAUACAGAAGCACUUGGAAAAGCAGAUUGAAGAGCAUGGGCGGCAAAAAGUGUUGACACCUCAAAAUACAAGAGGAAGCUCUAUUCGAGGCACCACAGGAAAGGGUGAGACCAAAAGGCAACCCAGCACAUUCCGCACAUUUUUCCACAGGCGACCGCGUUGCUGCUCAAAAGCUGGGCCUGCAGUGGAGUGAAUCACCCAGUGAUAAAGCCAUUUUAUAAAACAAUCAAGCAAAA
Messenger RNA from Spea bombifrons (plains spadefoot toad), 3135 nucleotides. It is a transcript of the gene GPRIN1, whose product is annotated as G protein regulated inducer of neurite outgrowth 1. Bases 138 to 3092 code for a protein of 984 amino acids. Gene Ontology annotation, biological process: neuron projection development. NCBI's taxonomy places the organism in Eukaryota, Metazoa, Chordata, Amphibia, Anura, Pelobatidae. The record is from RefSeq and is a predicted model, not a curated record. Gene Ontology annotation, cellular component: plasma membrane. The transcript is spliced from 2 exons.